AUGCAGGUAUUUAGCGAUUUUGGUCACAGCUUUAAAGUAUUAGAUCCUACAGGAGAAGAAGCAAAAGAAACAGUUGUUAGCAGUAUAUCUCAAGAAGAUAAAGCUGAGGUGUAUGUACACCCCGAUAAACCCCUUCCUUUUCAGAACGGAGAUUAUGUUGUUUUUAAAGAAGUUGAAGGCAUGCAUGAGAUUAAUAAUAUUCAUCCUGCUCGUAUAACAAUUAAAACUAGACAUGCAUUUAAUGUAGAUAUUAAUACAUCAAGAUUCUCAGCAUAUACACGAGGGGGUAUAGUCAAACAAAUUAUUAUACCUCAGACUUUCUUCUUUCGUUCUCUUAAAGAAAGCGUGCUUCGUCCUAUUGCUAAGGGCGAGCAUACAAUGUCAGUACCGGACUUAGCGAAGUUUGAACGACCAGCAGAGCUGCAUGUUGCUUUCAUAGCUCUUUUAAUGCUGAAAGAUGAGCAGCAGCAGCAGCAGCAGCAGAUCCCUCAUCCUUAUCUAUAUUCUUCUGCUGCUUUCAAGAGAGACCCUGCUGCUGCUGCUGCAGCAAAACAACAGGCAGAUAAAUGCGUGCAGAGAGGUAUUGAAAUCGCAAAAGAAUUGCUUGCUGACAGCAAGCGCCUCCAGCAGCAACAGCAGCAGCAGCAGCAGCAGCAGCAGCAGGAGGAGCAGGAGGAGGGAGCAGAUGAUAAGGGAGGGUUUAUAUCUCUUGAAGCUGUUGAUGAAGCUGUCGUUGAACAUGUAAUUAGAUUCUCUAAUUGCUGCUUAUCUCCAGUCGCCUCUUUCUGCGGAGGUGUAUUAGCACAAGAAGUCGUUAAACUCGCAGGCAAAUAUUCUCCGCUCAAAGGUUUUCUUUAUCUUGAUGCAUUUGAAGCUCUUCCUGCUGCAGACUUCGACGAGCAGCUGCAGCAGCUGCAGCAGAAGCAGCAGCAGCAGCAGCAGCAGCACCAGCACCAGCACCAGCAGCAGCAGCAGCAAGAGGAGGAGGAGGAUGAGGAUGAAGAGAUAAAAGAUUGUAAAGAUCUGCUAGAUUAUAGACAUGCAGAUUUAACAGGGGUGCUAGGAAAGAAGCUGGCGAAGUAUUUAUCAACAUUAAAUGUAUUUGUUGUAGGAGCAGGGGCUCUCGGCUGUGAAAUAUUAAAACUACUGUCUCUUUUAGGUGUAUCAUCAGGUGGCGGAGGGCGUCUUUGCGUUACAGACUCAGAUAGAAUUGAAGUCUCAAACCUAAAUAGACAGUUUCUCUUCAGAAGAGAGCAUGUCGGACAACCUAAGAGCACCACUGCAGCAGCAGCAGCUAAACAAAUGAAUCCUCAACUCAAUAUUGAGGCUUUGGAGGCGCGGGUAGGCCCUGAGACAGAAUCUGCUCCGUUUGACGAAGCCUUUUGGAGGUCUCAAGACGUCAUAGCUAGGCAGUACGUAGAUUCGCGCUGUGUCAGCUUCUGCAAACCCUUGCUAGAGAGCGGCACCUUGGGAACGAAGGGGAAUGUUCAGGUUGUUGUUCCGUACCUUACGCAGUGCUACUCAGACUCUGUGGACCCUCCUGAGGAGUCUAUACCCCUCUGCACUCUCAGACACUUCCCUCAUACGGUCGAACACUCUAUAGAGUGGGCGCGAGAUGUCUUUGAGGGUUUAUUCUACGAUCGCAUGUCGGAAGCCCGACAGUUUGCAGCAAACCCUAAGGCAUUCCUAGAGCAAAUUCAAACAGAGGGUAGCUCAGCGCAGCAGCUGCAGCGGUUAGAGCAGCUGCAGCAAACCCUAGCUGUAUUUGAAGACCCUUCAUCCUCUUCUUCUUCUUCUUCUUCAGCAGCAACAGCAACAACAGCAACAACAACAACUACAACAACAACUACUGUCUCUCCUGCUAGCACUUUAUGCUGCGUGCGGCUGAGUGUAUUGUUAUUUAACGAUUUGUUUCGCCUUCAAAUACUUCAACUGCUCGCUGCAUUUCCGCUUAAUCACAUUACUCAAGCCGGCGUCCCCUUCUGGACAGCGCCGAAGCGACCUCCUCAGCCUCUCUCUUUUGAUGUUUCAAACCCUCUGCAUCUACAGUUUUUGCUUGCUGCGGCUAAACUCUUCGCUCAUGCAUUCGGUAUAGAAGAAGAGAAGGAUGAAGAAAAAAUAAAACAAAUGGCUUUGAGGGUCCCUCUGCCGGAUUUUGAAGCAAAGAAAACGCAAAUUGUGAUCGAAGAUACGGAGGAGCAGACCAGCAGCAGCAGCAGCAGCAGCAGCAGCAACAGAACCAGCAGCAGCAGCAGCAGCAACAAGCAGCAGGAACAGCAGCAGUCUCUGCAAGCAGCAAUGGAAGCACCUGAUGAUGAAGCAGACAAAAUUGCAGAGAUUAAAAAGAAACUCCUUGGCAUACGAGGCGUAGAGGGUUUAACUUAA
Eimeria acervulina is the source of this 2385-nucleotide messenger RNA. RefSeq names its product ubiquitin-activating enzyme e1, putative. NCBI's taxonomy places the organism in Eukaryota, Apicomplexa, Conoidasida, Eucoccidiorida, Eimeriidae. Gene Ontology annotation, biological process: translational elongation; protein ubiquitination; DNA damage response. The record is from RefSeq and is a predicted model, not a curated record. The transcript is spliced from 8 exons. Gene Ontology annotation, molecular function: ubiquitin activating enzyme activity; translation elongation factor activity. Gene Ontology annotation, cellular component: nucleus; cytoplasm. Bases 1 to 2385 code for a protein of 794 amino acids.